AUGAGACAAGAAGGACCAAGCUGGAAUGAGCAGACGAGAAGAUUAACACAACAGAUGCCGCAGGAGAUUCGAGAGCUGCCUGGUGGUCAGGGUCCUUCAGGAACCUCUUUAUCUUGGAGAUUGAGGGCGGAGCCUAUUCCGAGUUGGUUCAAACAACCGACUGAUAUGAAAGCUUAUGAUGGAAGCUCAGACCCAAAGGAGUUUGUAACCGUUUUUCGGGCAACAAUGUCAUUAUGCGGAGAAUCAGACUCUUUGUUAUGUCGGACAUUUCCAGUUUUCCUAAGGAAGCAGGCGUUAGAAUGGUUUACAGGUCUGCCAGUCAAUUCCAUUGACAGUUGGGCUGAUUUAUCUCAUCGUUUCAUACAGCAGUUUGCUCAUUGUGGACCCCAACCAAAAACCACACAAAAUUUAUGUGGAGUGAGACAAAAGCCAGGAGAAAAGGUUAGAGAAUAUUAUGAACGGUUUCAAGCAGAAGCUAGACAAGUGAAGGGGAAGGAGAAUCAGACGUAUUUGCUGUUAUUUACCACCGGGUUACAACCGGGCGGGUUGGCGGAUACUUUAGCGAAAAAAGGACCGGCUACAAAGGAAGAGUUGAUGGAAAAGAUUCGGAAGUACAUUGAUUUGGAAGUAUUCAGAUCUUCUCAGAGGCAAAUUGAACAAGGGUUUAGAGAGGCUACAUUUAGGAGGUCGGACAAGCCCGCUGGAAGAAGACAAUUUGACGAAAGGCGACCUCGGGUAGUAGGGGAAAGAUUUAGAGAAACAUAUAAGAGAGAUUUCACACCAUUAAAUACGUCCAGAGCCCAGAUAUUGAAGGAGGUAAUGUCUACAGAAAUGCAAAAUGUUCCACGGCCUCCGCCGAUUCGGUCGAGUUAUGCACAAGCAGAUAAAACGAAAUUGUGUAAAUGUUAUUGA
Molecule: messenger RNA, 912 nt
Organism: Gastrolobium bilobum
Lineage: Eukaryota; Viridiplantae; Streptophyta; Magnoliopsida; Fabales; Fabaceae
Exons: 1
Coding region: 1-912 (303 amino acids)
Source: RefSeq, a predicted model, not a curated record